Bombus pascuorum is the source of this 3506-nucleotide messenger RNA. It is a transcript of the gene rho-4, whose product is annotated as rhomboid-related protein 2. Gene Ontology annotation, cellular component: membrane. Bases 540 to 1697 code for a protein of 385 amino acids. Lineage: Eukaryota; Metazoa; Arthropoda; Insecta; Hymenoptera; Apidae. The record is from RefSeq and is a predicted model, not a curated record. Gene Ontology annotation, molecular function: calcium ion binding; serine-type endopeptidase activity. The transcript has 5 exons.
UUUUAUAAUGCUUUUAAUUAUUUCUCAAAUAAUUUUAUCAUAAAAAAUACAUGUUUUUUACAUAUAAUAGGAUAAUAUCUUAGAUAAUAUACUACGAUAAUACAUUAUCGUGAUAAUCCGAAAUUGUGUGAAAGUUGCUUUUCCGUUUAAAUAACAAUAUAUACUGCUCGACCGUGUACAUAUAAACAUAUAGAUAUAUGUAUGUAUUCAUAUAUGUAUACGUAGGAGAAUCGAUAGCGUGAACGUAUUCAAGGAGCCAUUCACUGCCAUAAGAUUCAGUUGAGUUUGAGACAACGCCGGUGAAUGUACUUCAUCGUUCCCACGUAUUUCAUAUAUUCUAAGUAAUUAAUAGGUUUUGAUUGUAUUGUAGUAAAAUGAUCGAAAAUACAGAAUUAAAUAUGAAGAUAAUCACAUUUCCCGAGUAUGUUUUAACCAAAUGUAAAAUAAAACAACUAAAAUUAGUUUAGUGUGUCAUAUGUUUAGUUAUAAAAGAUUAUAACUGUUGUGUUAAUGAUUAAUUUUCGCUGAAUUCAAGAAUUAUGUUCUAUCCUCAAAGAAUGAUGAGACAAAUCUCUGAAAUCUCCUAUGUUGGAGGUUUCAAAUUAAUAAGAAUGUCAAGUAAUCAAGAAGGAGAGUCUGGUAUAACGAUACCACUGCAAUAUAAUAAUUCUCAUUGGAAAUCUAUAUUUGAAAAAUAUGAUCUUGAUGGGGAUGGGAAAAUCUCGUAUCAAGAAUUGCGAGCUAUGAUACGCAGUUCUAGUUACUCUAAUGAUAUUCCAACCAGGGUUGUCCAUAUAAUAAUGCAUAAAGCAGAUCUAGAUGAUUCUGGAUAUCUAGAUUAUCCAGAAUUUAUAGCUAUGAUUCACAGAAAAGAUAUGCAAGGUGUUUUUGGUCAUCUUGUGCAACGAUAUGUACAAUCUAUGGUUCCACAAAGACCAUCUCCUUUUGAAGGUCUAGCAAGGUCUAGUGACAUACCUGAUGGACAGUAUGAAGAAGAAUAUAGUUGUAAACCUCCAGCACUAGCAAUGAUAAUUAUAUCUAUACUAGAAAUUACUUUAUUUUUAUACGAUGUGAUUGUAUAUAAAUCACCUUCAGUCGAAGGACCAGCAGCCACAUUAUUUAUUUAUAAUCCACACAAAAGAUACCAAGCAUGGAGGUAUUUAACAUAUAUGUUUGUACAUGUGGGAGUAUUUCAUUUAGUAGUAAACCUACUUGUGCAAAUAAUGCUGGGUAUUCCACUGGAGAUGGUACACAAAUGGUGGAGAGUAUUAACUAUAUAUAUAGCAGGUGUUGUAGCAGGAUCUCUUGGUACCUCUGUAUCGGAUCCUACAGUAUAUUUAGCAGGAGCAUCAGGUGGUGUAUAUGCAUUAAUUACGGCUCAUGUGGCAACUAUAUUAAUGAACUGGUCGCAAAUGGAAUUUGCUGUUUUACAAUUGUUAGUAUUCCUUGUUGUAACAGUUGUUGACAUUAGUCAAGCAAUAUAUAACCGUUACGUGUUAGAAACCAAUGACCAAGUUGGAUAUGUUGCUCAUUUUGCUGGUGCCAUUGCGGGUUUGCUCGUAGGUAUAAAUGUACUUCGUAAUCUCGAAGUAAAAACUUGGGAAAAAGUUGUGUGGUGGGCCAGUAUUAUUACUUACACUGUACUUAUGACAGCCGCCAUUUUAUGGAAUAUUUUAUAUACAUCUUAUUAUGAUUAGUAACUCUUAAUGGCUUCUAAAUAUUUAUUUUUUGCUGUUGCGUUUUCUAACGCAGUCGAAGUUUGUAAUCUUGCCACUAUGUAAGUAGAGACAAGUGAAACUUUUUUUACAAUACCAGUUAGAUAAAUAAGGUGCAAAUUUUAGUGCACUUGUAUAUAUCUAAACUGAACAUUAAUAUAUUGCAUACUGUGAUAUAGAAGGUCUCUAUAUUUUGCACAGGAGAAAUAGCUAUUAAAUAUCGUAAUGACAAAUAAUUUUAUACUCGAUAAUAUUCCGCGUUAAUGGUAAAAAAAUGUAAUAUAACUUUUUUGCUAUUUCAUUGUCUCUAAAGGUAUAAUAAAAACAAAUAUUUUUAUAAUAAUAAAUUAAGUACGUUAAAUGAUAAUCGUUCAAAGAUAAAAUAUUAAAUGCUAUAAAAUAUAACGAUAAGAUAUAAAUGUUAUAAAUGCUAUGUUUUAAAGCAAUAAUUGCAAUAUGAUAAUUUUAUAGUGCGUUGUUUUCAAUAUUUGAGUACAUGUUAGAGUAAUAUUUGAUUAGUAUUUAAUUUUGAAGAAAUAAAUUUUAUUAUAAUAUAUGUAAAAUAUUAAAAUAUUACUAGUAUAUAUAUACUAUUAUGGAACGUUUCUCUUCUAUGGUAACUUUUAUGUAAUAAGUUUCUGUGCUUCACUAUAUCAUGUAUUUAUAAUUCACUAUGUCAUGUACCUGAUUUGCAAACUACUAAACUAAUGUUACAGAACAAAUUUGUCCACAUAUAUGUGUAAGAUGUAUAAAGACCUUCAUAAACUUGAAAUUUUUAUGUCAAAAUCUAUGUUUUGGCUGCUAAAAUAGUAAAAUUAUUUGUUUCAAUAUAGAUAAAAACUUGACAAAAAUAGAACGACAAUAGAAAAUAAAAAAUUAGUGCCUUGUAAGUAUAAAAUGAAAUCUAAGUCUGAGGUGUAUAUAAAAAAUAGCACUGUUUUAACAUUAUCAUUUAUUUAAAAAUGCACUAUUUUAAUUUUAUUGGGAAAAUAAACAUACUAAGAUUUAAUUUUAACUACUCUGUUCAUAAUAAACUAUUAGACACAACUUUUAUAAAGUCACACUUAAAAUAUUACAAAAUUUUUAAUUCAAUAGUAAUUAUCUUAAAUUUUGGCGAUAUAUCAAAAUCAUAAAAGUAUAUUUUAGAAGAUACCCAUGAAUCAUGAGGUACAAUCAUUUGAAACAGUAUAUUUCAAUUUAAAGUAAUUUUAAUAAUUAUUCGGGUUUGUCAUGCACAAGUAUAUCUAUUAUGUUCUGUUACUAAUUAAGUUAAUUAUUAAUAUCAGUAUAUGCAAGGAAAAUGCAAGUAUAUUAAUUUUUUUAUUCUCACCAAAUAAAAUCUUUAUUUUUUUCAUUCUUCUUUUAUUUUUAUCACAUAAAUACUAAUCAUAUCUUUAAGAUUCAAAUAUCUGAAAUACGCACAAGAAGGGAACACAGCUUACAAUCCAAUGAAAGUCAAAGAUAAUAUAAGUUCUUCAUUUUGUACUUUCAUAUUAAGAUAACCGAUUUAAAAUUAGACUGUUCUCGAGAGUAACGAAAUACAUAUAAUGAAAAUGCAAAAUAUGAAACUAAACUAUUAGUUUAAGAGCUUCAUUGUAAAAGACGUAAUUAAUACGAUAAUUGAAGUGAAGUUGUUUUAAAAAUGUAUGUUACAUGAUAGUUGUAAUGAUCUUAAUAGACAGGGUAAUCCGACAGAAAAUCGAGAGAAACUGAACAAAAAUUAUUUUAAAACGAACUUGAGCGAAUAAAGAAAAUUUUGAUUGACUGAAUAAAGAAAAAUUUAUCAAAGAA